UUCUCUUUAUCUCUUCCUUAUCAAGAAGAAGAAGAAGAAGAAAGAUAAAGAGACAGGAAGAGAGAGAAAUGGGGAGAGGAAAGAUAGAGAUAAAAAGGAUAGAAAACUCAAGCAACAGGCAAGUAACUUACUCAAAGAGGAGGAAUGGGAUCAUGAAGAAAGCUAAAGAGAUCACUGUUCUUUGUGAUGCUCAGGUCUCUCUUGUCAUCUUUGCCAGCUCUGGGAAGAUGCAUGAGUACUGUAGCCCUUCCACUACGUUGGUUGACAUCUUGGAUAAGUAUCACAAGCAGUCUGGGGAGAGGUUGUGGGAUGCUAAGCAUGAGAAUCUCAGCAUCGAACUUGAUAGAAUCAAGAAAGAGAAUGAUAGCAUGCAGAUUGAGCUGAGGCACCUGAAAGGAGAAGACAUAACAUCUUUGCACCACAAAGAGCUCAUGGCCAUAGAGGAAGCCCUCGAAAAUGGGCUAGGGAGUGUUCGCGAGAAACAGAUGGAGUACAUUGACAUGAUGGAGAAAAAUAAAAAGAUGUUGGAGGAGGAGAACAAGCACCUCAAUUUUAUGUUGCAUCAGCAAGAGAUGAACAUGGAGAGCAGCAGAGAGAUGGAAAAUGGAUAUCAUCAGCGAGUGCGAGAUUUCCAGUCCCAGAUGCCUUUUGCCUUCCGCGUGCAGCCAAUUCAGCCAAAUUUGCAAGAGAGAAUUUAGAAUUUGCUGGUAUUAAAUUUGAACUCUAAAACUUAAUGGGUUAAUUUGGUUGCUUAAACAUAAACUUUUUAUCUAGAGUUUGUCAUAUGGGAAAGCCUUAAACUUCUUAAGCAACUAGUAGUAAAACUUGUAAUAAAGUACAAACUAUAAGUACAACAAUUACUGUGUGCGAGUGUGAAUGCUUAGCCGUGGCCUUCAUUAUUGUCUAGAAAAUAAAGGAUCAACAUUUCUUGGUAUCAAUUUACUAAUUAUUGGACUG
Molecule: messenger RNA, 957 nt
Organism: Camellia sinensis
Lineage: Eukaryota; Viridiplantae; Streptophyta; Magnoliopsida; Ericales; Theaceae
Gene: PI
Product: K-box region and MADS-box transcription factor family protein
Biological process (GO): positive regulation of transcription by RNA polymerase II
Cellular component (GO): nucleus
Molecular function (GO): DNA-binding transcription factor activity; protein dimerization activity; RNA polymerase II transcription regulatory region sequence-specific DNA binding
Source: RefSeq, a predicted model, not a curated record